Molecule: messenger RNA, 792 nt
Organism: Phodopus roborovskii (desert hamster)
Lineage: Eukaryota; Metazoa; Chordata; Mammalia; Rodentia; Cricetidae
Product: trypsin V-A-like
Biological process (GO): proteolysis
Molecular function (GO): serine-type endopeptidase activity
Source: RefSeq, a predicted model, not a curated record
AUGGUGCUCCUGGAAAUUCGUGAAAGAAUUACGUACUUCCAAAAUGCAAUGGUCCAAGAAAGGCAUUCCCGUGCCGAGGACCAGUUCCCACCAGCUUCUUCCCUUGCUGAGGAGAAUGAUGACAGGAUUGUUGGGGGCUACACUUGUCAGAAGCAUUCUGUCCCCUACCAAGUAUCACUGAAUGCCAGGUCUCACAUAUGUGGAGCAUCUCUCACCACUGACCAGUGGGUAUUGUCUGCUAUCACCAGUAAACAUAUACAGGUGCGUCUUGGAGAACAUAACAUUGAUGAAAUUGAAGGUGGUGAGCAGUUCAUUGAUGCAGCUAAGAUUACCCACCCUGAUUAUACUACAUGGAAUAUUGACAACGACGUCACGCUGAUUAAGCUGAAAUCACCAGCUACCAUCAACUCUCAAGUGUCCACAGUCCCUCUACCAAUGUCCUGUCCGUCAGCUGGUUCUGGAUGUCUCGUGUCUGGCUGGGGCUUUCUGAAAUCUGGAGAUAACCUCUCGGAUUGCCUCACUCCUUCAGUGUCUGAAUGCUCCGUCCUGUCGGACUGCAUUUGCCACAAGGCCUAUUCACAUCGAAUCACUGAAAACGUGUUCUGUCUCGGCUUCCUGGAAGGUGGAAAGGACUCUUGCCAGUAUGAUUCUGGCGGCCCUGUGAUCUGUGAUGGACCACUCCAGGGUGUUGUUUCCUGGAGCGACGGCUGUGCUUCGAAAGGGAAACCUGGUGUCUAUGCCGAGGUCUGCAACUACUUGAAUUGGAUUCACCAGACCAUUGCUGAAAACUAA